AUGAUUGCAGAUAUUUUACAAAAAAAGGACUAUCAUUUUAUUAAAAUUAUAGGAAAAGGCGCUUUUGCUAAUGUUUAUCUUGCUGAAAAUAAAAAAAAAGAACUAUUUGCUAUCAAAGUUAUUUCAAUAGAUCUAGAGGAAUCUAAAGAAUCAGAAAAAUAGCUUUAAUAUUUUGAAUAGGAAAUUCACAUUUACAAAAACACACAAAAUGAAAAUUUAGUGUCUUUGAUAGAAGAGUUUAGAGAAAACCAUACAAUCUAUUGUGUUUUUGAAUAUUGUAGCAAGGGAGAUUUAAAUAAUUUCCUUAAAAAUUGUACCUUAAAUGAGUCUGAAAUAAAAUCAAUAUUUAUUGAAAUAUUAAAAGGAAUAAAAUAUUUACAUUCAAAUAGAAUAGUUCACAGAGACUUAAAAAUUGAUAAUAUUUUGAUUACAGAAAAUAAUGUUGUAAAAAUAGCUGAUUUUGGAUUUGCAAAGUAUUUUACUUAAGGAGAUAUUUUAACAUCUUAUUGUGGAACACCUGCAACAAUGGCCCCAGAAGUUUUAAAGUAAUCAAAGUAUUUAUUAUUAGUUAAGAAAAAUAUGAUUAUAAAUGCGAUAUUUGGUCAUUAGGUGUGAUACUUUAUUAUAUGAUAUAUAGGAAGUAUCAUUGGAAUACUAAAAUAAAAAGCUUAUAAGAUUUAUAAAAAGAAUUGUAAAACUUUAAAGUAUCUUAUUUUUUUUUAAAUUAAAUAGAUUAUUUUUGAUGAUAAUAGAUUUAAUUUAUCAUAAUCAGGAAAAGACUUACUAUUUAGAAUGCUUGAAUCAAAUUAACAAAAAAGAAUUGAUUAUGAUGAAUUGUUCUCUCAUCCAUGGUUGGGAGGAGCUCUAAAUGAUAAUUAUAGAAUAUCAAAGAUAGUUAUUAAAAAAGGAUUUGAUAGUAAAAUAAUUGGAGAAAUCGCCUCUAAAAUUAGAAAAUAAAAAAAUGAAUUACUAGAUAUCAUUUAAAAUCUAUAAACUUUAUCCAAAAAUUAAGAUGCUAAAUAAUUGUUCAAUAAUCUAUAUGAUAUAAUUAAUAAAGAACACUAAGUAAUUUAUUAUUUAAAUUAAUAGUUUAAUUUAUAAUGUGAAGGGAUAAUAUAUAAAUAGCAUUCUUAAAUUGUUGAUUAUAAGGUUGAAUCAUUCUAGACUUUAUAGAAAGUUUAUGAGAAAAUUAAAUUUGAGUAUCUAGAUAUAUAACCAAUUGAACAAAAACUUAUGUUGUUUUUAGAAGUUUACCAUCUUUCAAAUAGUCUUACAAUAACUCUAUAGUAAAAAUAUUCUUAGGAAGAGCUUGAUAAAAUUACAUAAAAUAUCUAAGAAUUUGAGAUGGAUCAAACGAGAGAAGAUUUAGAUAAAUUUUACAAAUUAGAAGUACAAGAAUUAGAUCCAAUUCUAAGAAAAAAUGUAGAAAACUUUUUCAAAGCUCGUUGCAUAUUUAAUUUUGGAACUGAAAUCUAAAGUUAACAUUAACCAUUUUUAUCUUAAAUUUCAAAAGAAAUUUAAUAGAAAUAUUGA
This is a messenger RNA of Paramecium sonneborni, 1533 nucleotides long. Lineage: Eukaryota; Ciliophora; Oligohymenophorea; Peniculida; Parameciidae. The record is from the annotation of a GenBank genome assembly.